This is a messenger RNA of Daphnia magna, 3426 nucleotides long. RefSeq lists its product as uncharacterized. The coding region runs from base 140 to 3379 and encodes 1079 amino acids. Lineage: Eukaryota; Metazoa; Arthropoda; Branchiopoda; Diplostraca; Daphniidae. The record is from RefSeq and is a predicted model, not a curated record. Gene Ontology annotation, cellular component: nucleolus. Gene Ontology annotation, biological process: ribosome biogenesis. The transcript has 4 exons.
GAGGCUUACCAACAUAUUUUGUUUUGAUGCAUAUUUUGAUAUUUUUUGACGAUAAGAAUUCACGUAGCGGAAGUUGGCGUAAGCAAAAAACUAAUGGCAACGCUGUAAAACGGCAGACGGUGUUAAUGCCACUUCCAAUAUGGAACAGCCACAACCGGAGGACACUAUCCAACAGCUAUUGGUGCACGGGCCAGUCUAUGCCGUGUCCAAAGUUAUCAAAACUGUACUUGAUUCACCCAUCACCCAUGUAGCGGCUGCUAACAAACUUCAUGCACUGUUCACUCAGAAAGAAUAUGUCACUGACACAACAGUUGAUUGCUUUUUAAGCAGUUUCUUAAUGAAUGUUUUAAAGCUUCCUAGCUCAGAAGAAGGCAAAAAGACUGUAUUUCUUGAAAUCUUGGACGAUGUCAUCUUUGGGAACGAUGACUCAUUUGUUCUACUACUGAUAGCAAGAAGUUUGAUACAGGAAAAAAUCCCCACUGAGACAUGUGCAGAUAUUCUCUGUUAUUUGGCAUUGAAAUUUCAUCGUCAAAGAAAUUUUCAGAAAUUUGUUACUUUGUUGAUAACUGCUGUUAAAACUAGUAAGCACUCUUUAUGUGGUUUUUCACUUCACCCACGCCUGCUUGAAUGUAUGGGUGAAUGCACAGUGAAGUUACCCAUCACCCAGAAUUUGAACUUGUUGAAUUUGCUUUGCACAGUGCUAGAGGAAGAUUGGACACAAAACAUGGAUUCUGAAGGAGAUUACCCUCAACCUCGAGUAGCAGCACAAGUUCUAGGUGUCCUUUUGCUAAACAUUAAAUUAGCAGACUAUUCCAUCCGUGAUGAAACAAUGGAUGAUGCAAUCAAAAUAUUUAGCAUUGUGAGCGAAAGGCAAAAAUCACUUACAGAAAUGGCUUUAAAAAAUCCUAAGGGAUUCACUUCACCUUUGUUGACACUAGCAUUUGCUUAUGGGGAGCUUCAUCAGCUAUUACUGUUGUACAGCCCGUUGUACGCAGAGAGACAGUCCGCAAAACCAGAAUGCGUGGUAUCGGAUCUCCAAAACGAUGUUUGGGAUUUCAGCUUUUUCCACACUUACGCGUCAAAAGAGCAGUGGUUGCAAUUGGCCGAAUUAACGCUAAAAUCCCAUAUCGACUUUUGGGCUCCUCUUGUGUUACAGAAAAUCCGUUACUUGAUUCUUUUUAGUGGCCGUGAUCGAAAUAACAAGGAGAAAAUACUGAAGAAACUCAUUGGCUACCUAAUGGAGCACUUUGACUGUUGUCAGGCACUUUGGCUCAACAAUAUCAAGUACAUCCUACCCUUCAUGGCUAAAGAGCAAAUAGGAAGCCUUGGCAAAAAGAUUAGUGAAUCACCCGAACUGUGGAAGAAUGCCUUAUCGGAUCCAGAUAUUACUGAAAAACGCACAUUACAAAUGAGUUUGGUUUGUGCUGUAUUUGGAUCUAUUCACGAUCACUGCAGGAAACGGAAAGCAGAAGAAGAUACUUUAGCCCUUUCGUCUAGCACAUUGUCUGUGCUUCAACUGUUUUCAAUGCGUGUUGACAUGUGGGUGGGCAGUGUCGAUCGAGGAAACCAAAAAGUCUCUGGCUGGCUGCGUCAGUCAGCCGAGUACCUUCAAGAAUCUAUGCGUCAAGUGCAAUCGACCACCGCCGAGCACGAUUUAACUGAAUUAUUGCGCCCGUUGGACUUGUUGGAAUUGUUACCACUCGAAUACGUUCUUGGUCCCGUUCAUUCCGGCAUUCUGAUGGGUCUACUCAGUCUACUUGUUAGUUGUACCCAGGAGCCAAUCAAGAGUCGGCUUUGGAUGAUGAUCGUACGGCUAUUGGACACGGAAAAGAAUUCCCCCAUUUUCGAAUAUUUUCCUUGCACAGAUUUUAUGAACUGGGCCGUUUCCAACACGAAAAAUCUACCCGAUUGCGCCCUCAUCUUCUCUACCUUGUUUGACGAAAUGCUUCGAUCACCCAAGUCAUCGAAAAAUAGUUUUGCUUGGAUUCAAACAGCUGAUCUAUCAGCGACAGCCCUUCCCGUCACAAUUCUAUCCAUGAAGAGGCUGAUCAAACACAAAAAGGUCGACGAAGAGAUUUUCAACAUCAUCCGAAACCGAUUCUUAAAAACAUUUGAAAAUGAACUUGAAGACCGAUUGAUUGAUGUGAUGGAAGGGGCCCAUUGCCUUCUGGAAAUGUAUAAGGAGCACCUGACUGAAGCCGCCAAAAUUCCAGACGCUGAAAAACAAGAGAAAACAGGAAAACCACAGGAAAUCAAGGAGUUGCUACAGAGUCUACCCAAACUGUUAGAAGCUGCUCGCAAAGGUUUACUUUCAACUGAUGAAGCAGUGGGUUUAUCUUGCGCUAGAUUUCUCAGCCUUGUUUUAACACUUCCGGCCAAACAUCACGGUCGUGAUAUUAAAAUGAGUACCUGGAACGCUUAUCGCGCCAGUCUCAACUCUUCCCGAUGGGACGAUCGUCUCCUUUGUCAACUGAUUGCCAAAUCAAAUUUAAAAGAAUUUCACGUGAUCACAAACGCCAUGAUUGACGACCUGCAAGCGGCUUCAGUAAAAGCCUUACAGGAGGAAGACAAUCCGGAUGAAGUUGCCUGCGAGGUAGACAUCCGUCGCAUCAGUUGUUUCUUUCGCCAUCUUGUGACGGCGGAUAUACCUCCGAAGGAAGAUCGUUUCGGUGUUCGACUUCAAGUCAUUCAGACGGUCUUGCCUGUGAUCCAGCAUCUGAUUUUGUCCGUUUGUCGCAACUAUUCAAAUACAUCCGUCGAUCGUGUCGUCCGUUUGGGCCUACCACCCAUGGGUAUUUACCUGGCACUCUUGAACAAGAACGAUUCUGAAGCCUAUCCGCACGACAUUACAUCAUCCCUUCAUGCCUGUCUGGCCCUGCCGAUGAACGUGGAAAUGUCCGCUGAGCAUUUUGAUUCGAUUUUCACCGUCAUCUACAAAACGCUUCAUUAUCUAUUGACAAAGCAUCAGGAAGUGGCAGCGGAUCGUGUUCCUGUUUUGCUCCAAGUUUACCGACGAUUGAUGGCGUGCACGUGCUCACGCUCUGACUCGCGGCGUUCAGCCGGCGAUUCGGAAGUGGCCUGUUUAACGGAUUCGGCCAAUCGUUUGGCCCGUCUUGCGUCAGUGAUCAACACGCAACAAUUGCGGUAUCGUCGUGCUGCAGCCUACAUCAUUGUUGACCUGCUCAACGACCUGAAGAAGCAACCGCUGUACCCGACCGUCAAACAGGAGCUCACGACCGCGCUGUACCACCUGAUGGAUUUGUUGGACGAUCACGCUAACAGAUACCUGCUGUCCGUCUUGCCAUCCGGCAUCCACGAGCUCUUCCGACUCGAGUACGAACAUUUUGAAAAGUUUUACAAAUUCAAAGGUAAAGUUUAAACGACGCGGCAAAGAAGAUGACAAUAUACAAAAUAAUUUCCUGUCAA